GUUUUUAUAAUUUAGUUUUGAUAUUUUAUUGUUCAGUAACAGAGAAAUUUAUUAUUAUUAUUCAGUGAUAAAUUUUUAUUAAAUUCAUCUAAAACAUUGCAAGUUUAUCAAAAGAUUGAAGAUGAAAUCAUUAGCUAUUAUUCUCUUGUUAUGUUGUUCAGUGAUUUUUAUUACUGAAGCAAUAGUUUCUGAAGAAACAGUUACUGAAGAAUUUAUGCCCGGUGGUCUUCACCGUAUACGAAGGAAUGAUUUAGAUAUGCUUAAGGCAUUUUUACCUUUUGAACGAAAAAUGGAUCAACUAAUGAAUUCGACAAAAAUUCAUCGUGUCGUACGAAUUCGCCGAGCAUAUUCACAAGUUGUAUCCGGUAUCAAAUAUUAUGUGGAUUUCGAUUUUCAUGAUACUAAUUGUUUAAAGGGUAGUGCCCAGCAUUUAAUAUCAUGUAAAAUUACCGGCUCUAAUCAUAAUUGUCAUGCAGAGAUUUGGCUUCAACCUUGGGUAGGUCCAAACAAAUUGGUGAAUUUUGAAUGUAAAAAUUAAUUUAAAAAUGAGUGUCAAUUAAAUGAUUUAAUUUUUAAUAUUAAAAAAAAACAUGAAAUUAGA
Molecule: messenger RNA, 601 nt
Organism: Dermatophagoides pteronyssinus (European house dust mite)
Lineage: Eukaryota; Metazoa; Arthropoda; Arachnida; Sarcoptiformes; Pyroglyphidae
Product: L-cystatin-like
Cellular component (GO): vesicle; cytoplasm
Molecular function (GO): cysteine-type endopeptidase inhibitor activity
Source: RefSeq, a predicted model, not a curated record